Molecule: messenger RNA, 445 nt
Organism: Nannospalax galili (Upper Galilee mountains blind mole rat)
Lineage: Eukaryota; Metazoa; Chordata; Mammalia; Rodentia; Spalacidae
Product: cytochrome c oxidase subunit 7C, mitochondrial
Exons: 3
Coding region: 134-325 (63 amino acids)
Biological process (GO): mitochondrial electron transport, cytochrome c to oxygen
Source: RefSeq, a predicted model, not a curated record
UGUGGUUAGUUCCCAUCUUCCCUUUCGGGUUUUGCGUAUAGGGUAGCAAGGUCGAGAGGAAAAGGAGAGUGGCGGUAAGGCCAUUUCUACUACGGUAGGUGUCUGCACCCCUCGCAGAGCUUCCAGCAGCGCCAUGUUGGGCCAGAGCGUCAGGAGGUUCGCCACCUCCGUGGUCCGCCGCAGCCACUAUGAGGAGGGCCCCGGGAAGAAUUUGCCGUUUUCAGUGGAAAACAAGUGGCGGUUACUGGCUAUGAUGACUUUGUUCUUUGGAUCUGGAUUUGCUGCACCUUUCUUUAUAGUUAGGCACCAACUACUUAAGAAAUAAGGAUGUUUUACUUCAUUUAACAGAUAUGAAGAAUGUUUAAGAGGUACAGUCUGAGAUGUGGAUUAAACUCUUGAACUCAUACCGGAUAUAAUUGUAAAUAAACUAAUGAUGUGAACAUUU